AUGCCUAAACAAUCCCAAAACAGCCUGAUCUACUUCUUUGCUGUAAAUGAUGGUGGACAGCCUACUGCUGAUAGUGGAACUGCAAUGCAGCUUGAAAGAAAUCAGCAGUGUAGUUAUACGAGAAUGGGAACUUGUGAACCGCGGUUCCUUGCUUUAAAUACAUCCACACAGCUAAGUGAUUUCAAAUGUGGCAUAAGCAAGUUUACUAACACACCACCAAAGUCAAGAAUCUUACUUAUCACAUUAUCAUUUUGUGGAAAGCUUUGCGGACAAGCCUGCAGUUUGCUUCCAGCCAAUGAAGGCUUUCAUGAAGCAACAACUUUGUGCAGGGUGUCUACCUCUCCAGUUUCCACCUGCUGGGCUCCUCCAUCUCACAGUUUUCUUCAUGUUGAUUUUCGUCACUGCUCAGAGUUUUUGGCCACUUGUGAUCAUAAAAUGAACAAAAGUACUUAUUUGGUGCAUUACAGGGUCUCUGCGGCUAUUUACCAGCAGAGCUGCUUUAUAAAUUAUUCACAAGUAGAAUUGCAUAAAAAUAAUGUUCCAAAUCAAAAAAAUUACAUUGGCUUAAUGGUACGUACGACCAGACGGGGUUUUCAGCCUCCACUCCGCAUUUAUUUAGAAGUGGGUUGUCUUGCGAAGUCUACUUUAAUUGGACAUUUCAUUUCCAUGGGACCGGUGUGUUUAAAAUUGGCUAGUUUACUAAUUUGUGUAUCUAUACCUUCUCAUUACCGAAAAAGUUAA
Echinococcus granulosus is the source of this 741-nucleotide messenger RNA. RefSeq lists its product as hypothetical. The transcript has 6 exons. The coding region runs from base 1 to 741 and encodes 246 amino acids. The record is from RefSeq and is a predicted model, not a curated record. NCBI's taxonomy places the organism in Eukaryota, Metazoa, Platyhelminthes, Cestoda, Cyclophyllidea, Taeniidae.